Phyllostomus discolor (pale spear-nosed bat) is the source of this 878-nucleotide messenger RNA. It is a transcript of the gene COPRS, whose product is annotated as coordinator of PRMT5 and differentiation stimulator. The record is from RefSeq and is a predicted model, not a curated record. The coding region runs from base 66 to 623 and encodes 185 amino acids. Lineage: Eukaryota; Metazoa; Chordata; Mammalia; Chiroptera; Phyllostomidae. The transcript has 4 exons. Gene Ontology annotation, cellular component: nucleus. Gene Ontology annotation, molecular function: histone binding.
GGCCGUGCAUCACGUGGCCGUGCAGCGUCCAGGGCGCGAGGGCGCGGAGCAGCGGGCUGCUGGGCAUGGACCCGCAGACCUCUCGGGCAGUGGCGCUUGGGGCUGCGGAGCCACCUCGGGGUCUGUCGCUGCCAAGCGCGCGGGUGGCGCCCCCAAGCCCGGAGGCUGGCUUUGGCCCAGACGACCACUCCAGUCAGGAGAGAGAAACGAAGAAGGCCACGGAUCGCCUAGCCAGUGGAGCACAGAGCAUCCCUAACGAUAGUCCUGCCGGUGGUGAGGGCCCCCCUUCUGAAGAGGAAGGCUUUGCGGUGGGGGAUGAAGAUUCUGAUGGGGAACUGAAUUCCUGGGAGCUGUCGGAAAGGAUGCCCCGCUGUCUGCCCAAGGAAAGGGCUGCUGAUCUUCUUAAUGAGGACUGGGACUUGGAGCUGAAAGCAGAUCAAGGGAAUCCAUAUGAUGCUGACGACAUACAGGGUUGCAUUUCCCAGGAGGCCAAACCGUGGGUGUGCUGUGCCCCGCAAGGAGAAAUGCUCUACGACCCCAGCUGGCACCAUCCGCCUCCACUGAUACCGCAUUAUUCCAAGAUGGUCUUUGAAACUGGACAGUUCGAUGAUGCUGAAGACUGAGUGCAGCUUUUGCCUGGUGGAUGGAUGGGCCCUCAAGAUCAAGGUCUCCUUUUCUUUGAGGUGAGAUGUCAUACCUGAGGAAAUAUUCCUGGUAAUGCCCGAGCCAGGUACACGGACUGGUGUUAAAUAAGGUCCCACAGUCCCCUUGUUCUUUUGUUGUUGUGUUGUGUUUAAAGAGCUCCUCUUUGGACGUGCGUUUUGUUUCUGUGUCAGGAGGAGGAGUUGUGUUCUUUAUAAAUAAAGGCAGCAAAAAAA